UGAGUUUCUGCCAAUAUGUUCUUCUCCAAAUCAAUCCCUCUCUUUUUCUUACUCUUCUGUCUUUUACACCAUGCAGCGCUUGGUGCUUCACCACUUUUCCAUUUUUGUUUCAGCAAAGAAAACUACACUGCCAAUAGCCCAUAUGGUGCUAACUUGAUUCAGCUGUUCAAUCUUCUGUAUACAAAAGUUCCUCCUACUGGAUUUGGCCUUGGAUCAACUGGUGAAGGCCAAAACCAAGCGAAUGGGCUAGCCCUAUGUCGUGGGGAUGUCUCAAGCCAAGAUUGCAAGACUUGUGUCGUUGAGGCAAGCAAAGAGCUUGGUGAGCGCUGCCCUAGUAGAAAAGGAGCCAUAAUAUGGUACGACAACUGCCUGUUCAAGUACUCAAAUGUGAAUUUUGCUGGGAAAAUUGAUAAAAACAACAGGUUUUAUAUGUGGAAUGUCCAAGAAGUAGAUGAUCCCACGCCAUUCAAUGCGAAAGUUAAGGAAUUGUUAAGCGGGUUAUCUACUAAAGCUUCUUCUAAUCCAAAGUUUUAUGCUACUGGUGAGCUAGAGCUCAGCUCAUCAGAAACGCUAUAUGGUUUGACUCAAUGCACAAGGGACCUCUCUAGUUCCGAUUGUAAUAAGUGUCUUGAUGAUGCAAUAAGCGAAUUACCAAAUUGUUGUGAUGCGAAACGAGGUGGGCGUGUUGUGGGUGGGAGUUGUAACUUUCGAUAUGAACUUUACCCCAUUGUUCAUCCUUAACUAGAUUAUAUAGCUCUCAGUCGGUUAUGACCAUGCAGCAAUAUUAAUUCAAUAAGUUCAGAACAUGUUUAGAAAACAUGUUAAUUGUUAUAAAUCUGAAAUGUUUAUUACAUAUUAUGCUUACAAAUAAAUGAAGUGAUAUGCAUGGGACUUCUAUUGCCUAAUU
This is a messenger RNA of Prunus mume (Japanese apricot), 907 nucleotides long. NCBI's taxonomy places the organism in Eukaryota, Viridiplantae, Streptophyta, Magnoliopsida, Rosales, Rosaceae. The record is from RefSeq and is a predicted model, not a curated record.